Messenger RNA from Penicillium vulpinum, 339 nucleotides. RefSeq lists its product as uncharacterized. The record is from RefSeq and is a predicted model, not a curated record. The transcript has a single exon. The coding region runs from base 1 to 339 and encodes 112 amino acids. NCBI's taxonomy places the organism in Eukaryota, Fungi, Ascomycota, Eurotiomycetes, Eurotiales, Aspergillaceae.
AUGCUAAGGGAUGAAGGCAAGGUCUUCAACCGAACAGUCCCCGGCUUGCCUUGCGAGGACCUGGUGGUGCGUCUCUGCGAGCAACAAGGCCUCCACUUCAAUACCCUGACCUACUCUGCGCGCGCCGAGAAUUCCUUAAUCAAGUACAAUAAUGUAACAAUUGAGGAGGCCCACGUACAACUAUUCUUCCGCCUCGAGGUUGGGGGAAGAACGAACAACACCAUCCGUAUCCCCAAGGUCUACUAUGCUUUUGAAGCGGGUGGCAGAGGCCAGGGAUUUACCUACGUCAUUAUGGAACACAUCGAUCUCGAUUACGAAAAGACCACUUUCAUCUCAUAA